Kickxella alabastrina is the source of this 1305-nucleotide messenger RNA. RefSeq lists its product as uncharacterized. Lineage: Eukaryota; Fungi; Kickxellomycota; Kickxellomycetes; Kickxellales; Kickxellaceae. The transcript has 3 exons. The record is from RefSeq and is a predicted model, not a curated record. Bases 115 to 1149 code for a protein of 344 amino acids.
UGAUAUUAUGUGUUUGUUUCCGAAACAACAAAAUGUAUAGUAUACCAUACCUUUUUGCUCCACAUUUACAUUUAAAUUUUUUACAUUAUUUACACCACCUCCUGCUACUUAUCAAUGUCCAAUAUUGGCAGACUACCACAGCCCGUUGUCGAGAAAAUCCUAGGAGAAGUGCUCAACAACCAGGCCCUGGAUGCUUGGUCCUGGAAACAGCAGUUAUCAUUGCUAAAUGUUUGUAGGCAGUGGAGGGAGAUUGCCCUCCCGCGCAUAUACGCACUGUGCUUUAUCAAGAUCCGCGAGGACUUUGUCUAUGACUCAGACAGCAACGAAUUUGACAGCGAUGACUCCGACAGCGAAGAUGCCCGUGUUGUGCUAGAAUCCAGUGUCAACGCAACAGUCGUCCGCGGAUUCUGUCACUACGUGCAGCACAUGCACAUUACCCUGCUCUGGCCGUCGGAUCCGCUGGUCUACAUUGAAGAGGUGCUGCGCAUGCUUGGCACUCAUUCUGCCGAUUGGACUAGUGUCACCACAUUAUCGAUCACUUUCUCAUCGGCAUCAUCGGACGAGCGCAACACCAGCUAUGUGCGCACCUGCCGUGUAAAAAAGGCAGUAACAAAGUCGGCCAAACGCAUUGCCGCACUUAUGCCCUGCAUCACGACAUUCAACGUGCAUGGCUACACGUCAAAUGGAAUGGCUGACAUUUUUGUGCGCCAGCUUGCAGAGUCGUACUCCGAGCAGCUGCAGACUCUCAAGUGCAAUAUCCCCUUGACCCUAUCUGGCCUGCACUUGUCCAAAGCCCUAACACACCUGCACCUGCAGCUUGACUCUGGCAGGUCUCAGCUAGUCUCCCGGUUCCACGCCGGGUCUCUGCGCUCCCUGGUGCUGACAAACGUGCCGUGCGACUUUUCCUGGCGCUACUUUAUUGGCGAUUCAGCCGAUGAAGAAAACAGCGCUACAUUUCACCAGCUUGAAAGCCUCUCCGUGUCGUAUACAACCCAACCAGACAAGCACAAGAAUACUGUAUUUGACGGAUAUAAGUUGAACUUUCCAAAGCUUCCAUUACAUCGAUUGGCGAGAGCAACAUGCCCAGGUUUUACAAGGCCGCAAACCAGCUAUUCGGCGGAAACAAGGUGUCUAAAUUUUCGAAACUGAGCUUGCCCCAAUGCGGCUUCGUUUUGGACCCUCAAAACAUCGAAUGGAACAAUAUGACCGAGCUCGUUUGCCAGGAUCCAAUUGAGUUUAGUGACUUGGUCAGCCUCAUUCCCCGCUUACCCAGAGUUGUCAAGCUAGAUAUUACCAGCGUCACAU